UUUAGUCUUUUAAUCAUGCUUAUAAUAGUGUGUGCCAUCCUGGGAGUUGCCAGUUACGUAGCUGGAGCUCCAGUUAAAUACGAACUGGAAUCCAAGACUAAGUCACACAUUACCAUUACUUUGCCCGAAGAUGGCGACUUAAUUAAUUUCAACAUCCUGCAGGACAUACUAGAAAGUGUCCAGGACGCCUUCUUCCACACGUACGGGGACGACAAAGCUGACGAUGGGGACGUACAAGGGUACUCGAAGAAGUCCGACGAUGACGGCGAGGACGGUUACAAGCACUUCGACAGUUAUCACAAAAAAGACGGGGACAAAUACGCGUUUGAAAAGCACUCCGAAUACGGACAGGGGAAUAACCACGAGGCCGACGCCGACGGGCACUCCGGGAAGCUGCAGGAGAGCGUCGAAUAUGAGGACGAUGACGAUGGGGAAGAAUCGAAGGACUCGUAUCAGGUUAUAAAACACAUUAAGGAAGGGCACAGAGAAAGGAGACAAGCUGCUGAUGACGAUGAUGACGAUUACGAAAGUGGUGAACGUCGUCGCAGGAGGGGUAGAUACAGGGCGUCAGAUGAAGACGACGAUGAGCCACGUUACAGAGGAAACGAUGACGACGACGAUGAUUACUAGACAUUACUAAAAAUGUUAAUUAGUAAUUUUUUGUUGUGUAUAUUUUUAGUACAAUAAAGUUAAUUGUUUUACUUUA
Messenger RNA from Aethina tumida (small hive beetle), 706 nucleotides. RefSeq names its product sarcoplasmic reticulum histidine-rich calcium-binding protein. Bases 16 to 630 code for a protein of 204 amino acids. The record is from RefSeq and is a predicted model, not a curated record. The transcript is spliced from 5 exons. Lineage: Eukaryota; Metazoa; Arthropoda; Insecta; Coleoptera; Nitidulidae.